AUGUUUGACUUUCUAACAACAGGCUGUGACAGUGGUUUUGGAUUUAGACUUGCCAAACGCCUGGACUCGCUGGGCUUCACGGUGUUUGCCGGCUGUCUGCUGGCAGACAGUGGUGGGGAGGGGGCGAAGAAACUCCGGGCGGAGUGCUCGAGCAGGCUGAGUACUGUUCAGAUAGACGUGACUGAUGAUGGACAGGUGAAGGCCGCUGUACAACAGGUCAAAGACAAUUUACCCACGGAGUCUGAAGGUCUCUACGCACUAGUGAACAAUGCUGGAGUCUGGCAGCCGGGAGAGAUAGAGUGGGUCAGCAUCGCCGCCUACCGACGUGUGAUGGAAGUGAACACCUUCGGUGCCGUGCGGGUCACCAAGGCGUUCUUACCUCUUAUUCGUAAGGCGAAAGGACGGGUGGUGAAUGUGACGAGUGCGGCGGGACUUCACGCCACGCCCGCUGCUGCCGCCUACUGCAUGACGAAAGCGGCUGUGGAAUUUUUCUCCGAUGCCCUGAGGCAUGAGAUGCAUAAAUGGGGUGUCAAAGUUGUCAUCGUGGAGCCUGGAAACUUCGCGCCAUCUACAGAUAUCGUGUUGCCCGAGGUCUUCAAUAAACACACUGAGGACUUACGGACCAACAUGGAAGAGGCCGUAAAGAAGGAUUAUGGCAUGGAGUACUUUGACUUCAAGAUGGAACAGUUGAGAGUUGAAAGCGAAAAUGAAGAGAAGGAUCCUACGGCUGUCAUAGACGCUAUGGUGGACGCUGUUACCCUGACCAACCCCGCCCAUCGCUACUUGGUCGGGUCGAGUUUUGAGGACUACUUGUUCUGGACAUGGCUAGGCUACUUCCCCACACUGUGGACUGACCCCACGUUAUCAACUGAGAAUGGCGGUGAACCUAAACCAGCUAUGCUGCAGGAAACGAACUAA
Molecule: messenger RNA, 918 nt
Organism: Branchiostoma belcheri (Belcher's lancelet)
Lineage: Eukaryota; Metazoa; Chordata; Leptocardii; Amphioxiformes; Branchiostomatidae
Product: D-beta-hydroxybutyrate dehydrogenase, mitochondrial-like
Exons: 6
Coding region: 1-918 (305 amino acids)
Molecular function (GO): oxidoreductase activity
Source: RefSeq, a predicted model, not a curated record